AUGAUCCAGUCCAUGUUCAUCAUGACCACCACCGGUGAGGUGAUCAUCGAGAAGCACUGGCGCGGCCUCACGAGCCGCAACGUGUGCGACUUCUUCAUGGAGGAGGUCAACAAGUACCGCGAGCGCGAGGACGUGCCGCCCAUCAUCACCACCAGCAAGUACUACCUGGUCAGCGUCUUCCGCGACGAUCUGUUCGUGCUCGCAGUCGUCACCAACGAGAUCUCCCCGCUGUUCGUGAUCGAGUUUCUGCACCGAGUGCUCGCGGUCUUCCGCGACUACUUCGGCAACUUCGACGAGAACUCGAUGAAGGACAACUUCUCCACAGUCUACCAGCUGCUGGAGGAGAUGCUGGACAAUGGGUACCCGCUGACUACCGAGCCCAACGCGCUCAAGGCAAUGGUGGCCCCGCCCUCUACGGCGAACCGCAUCGCCGCGAUGGUGUCGGGCAAGUCCCGAGUGAGCAACACGCUGCCCGACGGCGCCAUCUCCAACAUCCCGUGGCGCAAGAGCGGCGUGCGCUACACGCAGAACGAGAUCUACUUCGACAUUGUGGAGGAGAUCGACGCCAUCAUCGACGUGUCCGGGCGCAUGAUCUCGUGCGAGGUGAACGGCGUCAUCCACAGCAACAGUCGCCUGUCGGGCGUGCCGGAUCUUACCAUGGUGUUCACGGACCCUUCGGUGAUCGACGACUGCUCGUUCCACCCGUGUGUGCGGUACUCGCGAUACGAGCGUGAGCGCGUGAUCUCGUUCGUGCCGCCUGAUGGACAGUUCGAGCUCAUGCAGUACCGCGUGCAGGUGCAAGAGCUCGUGCCACCCGUGUACUGCCAGCCUCAGAUCACGUACAACGAGAAGGGCGGAGGCACUCUAGACCUGGUCAUCGGCACGCGCGGCAUGCCCACGCUGAACUCGAAUGCCAAGAAGAACCUUCAGGUGGAAGACGUGACCGUGGAGGUGACGUUCCCCAAGAGCGUCCGCACAGUGGACGUGAACACAGAGCACGGCACUUGCCUGUUCGACGAGGCGACCAAGACAGUCAAGUGGAACGUGGGCAAGCUCGGCAAAAAGGUGCUGAACCCGUCGCUGCGUGGCAACAUCAUCCUCCACCAGAGCGCUGCCGUGCCGGACGAGAAGCCCGUUGUGCUGCUCGGUUUCAAGGUGCCCAUGUCGACCGUCUCCGGGCUGAACGUUGAAACGCUGCUGAUCACCAACGAAAAGUACAAGCCCUACAAGGGCGUGCGAACGAUGACCAAGGCUGGCCGCUUCCAGAUCCGGACGUAA
This is a messenger RNA of Phytophthora sojae, 1278 nucleotides long. RefSeq lists its product as hypothetical. The record is from RefSeq and is a predicted model, not a curated record. The transcript has 3 exons. NCBI's taxonomy places the organism in Eukaryota, Oomycota, Peronosporomycetes, Peronosporales, Peronosporaceae. The coding region runs from base 1 to 1278 and encodes 425 amino acids. Gene Ontology annotation, cellular component: cytoplasmic vesicle; clathrin adaptor complex. Gene Ontology annotation, biological process: intracellular protein transport; endocytosis.